Messenger RNA from Anolis carolinensis (green anole), 2083 nucleotides. Its product is annotated as olfactory receptor 5AP2. Gene Ontology annotation, molecular function: odorant binding; olfactory receptor activity; G protein-coupled receptor activity. The transcript has a single exon. Gene Ontology annotation, cellular component: membrane. The coding region runs from base 334 to 1374 and encodes 346 amino acids. Gene Ontology annotation, biological process: G protein-coupled receptor signaling pathway. The record is from RefSeq and is a predicted model, not a curated record. NCBI's taxonomy places the organism in Eukaryota, Metazoa, Chordata, Lepidosauria, Squamata, Anolidae.
CUCUCUCUCUCUCUGCGACCUCUCAGAGAGAGAGAGAGAGAGAGAGAGAGAGACGCAGGGAGGAAGAGAGAGCCAUGCCCACUGCUGCAGAAGGUGGAAGGCUUCAACUGAGCCGGUGAUCCCCGUGGGGGGGGGGGGGGGGAGACACCUCAACGGCGCCCCAGGGGACCCUGCGCUCCAAGCGGGGGCCUCACUGGCCUCCAUGUUGGACCGGGCCUGGCUACUCUUCUAAGAUGUCUGUUUUGUAUGGGACUUAGUGGUAAUUGUGUUACGGUGUCUUUAUUUGGUGGGGAUGGGGGGGGGUAAUUUCAGACAGCAUUGGGUUUUUGUUUGAUGUCAUGGCCUGUUUCUUGGGGUUUUAUCUUGUCCUGCAUUAUAUUCAACCUAUUCACAGACAAAAAGAUUGCUAAAAAAAUUAACAACAUUCUCUUACAGAUAGAGUCCCAACUAGAGAUGGUGAAUGAAACGACUGUCACUGAAUUUAUACUCCUGGGACUCUCCAGCAGCCCAACAGCACAAUUGUUUCUCUUUGCUCUCUUUCUUGUCAUUUAUUUAACAGUCUUGAUUGGGAAUAUUCUUAUCCUGCUCAUGAUCAGCUUGGACAAAAGAUUUCACAAUCCCAUGUAUUUUUUCCUUUUCAAUCUCUCUGUGGUGGAUAUUGGGAGCACAACUUCCACUGUCCCCAAGAUGCUCCUGAUUUACCUUUCUCAAGACAAGACAAUUUCCUUAGCAGGAUGCUUCACUCAAAUGUAUUUCUUCAUCUCCUUUGGUGGGAUUGAGUGCCUCCUACUAGGUGUCAUGGCAUAUGAUCGGUAUGCAGCUAUUUGUCACCCACUACACUAUAAUGUGCUGAUGCGUCCAAAAGUGUGUGCCUCUCUUGCAGCAACUGCUUGGAUUCUUGGCUUGUCUAACUCAGGGAUACACUCUGGCUUGAUGUCUCGUCUGUCUUUCUGUCAGGAUAAUGUCAUUCAGCACUUUUUCUGUGACGUCCCACCUCUUUUCCAACUCUCCUGUUCUAACACUCUGAUCAACCAAAUUGUUACUUUUGUAGUGGGCGGAAGUGUGAUCAUGGGUCCAUUUCUGGUUAUCCUGGUGUCUUAUGUCUAUAUAGUUGUAGCUAUCCUUAUGAUCCGCACAAAAGAAGGGAGGCUGAAAGCAUUUUCCACUUGUGCUUCUCACCUUAUUGUUGUGAACAUUUAUUACGGGACCAUCAUCUUCACAUACAUACGUCCAAACUCCAGUUACUCCCAGGCACAAGACCAAAUCUCGUCUGUGUUCUAUGCAAUACUAACACCUAUGCUCAAUCCAAUCAUAUAUAGCUUGAGGAACAAGGAUGUGCAAAGAGUAUUUCGGAAAGUAAUGCACGGCAAAUAGCAGGUGAAAGCACUCAAUUUCCAAGCUUAAAAUUACUGUUGGGUUUCCAGCUCCCUUCCCAUAAGAAGCAUAAGUAAAUCUGGAAAACCUGGUUUGCUCUAAAUGCUAGUAACAAACAAAUGUGGAUAUACUUUUUAUUCUUAGACACAUAUAUAGAAGAUGCAUGCUGGCCACCCAUUCCAAGAAAUGCCCCAGUACCUUUAAAAAAAUCUAUUUGCUUCUAUGCUUUAAGAUCCAGUGAAAGAUGAAAAGUGAGAGAAGGGAGUUAUUUCAGGUACACAGGCAAUCCACAAUAACAGACUAAACUGUACCUUCAGGAUGAUGAAGUAUUUUCCUAUCAUAUCACUAAAAUUUCCAAAAGUACAGAGAUCUGUCAGGGACUCAAAUCUGGUGUGUUCAAAACACCAGAAUACCUCUAUACCCUGAGUUCACAGCCAAAAUUGAGUAUUGAAAACAGAAUGAAAAUAUAUGUGCCCUGUUGUGAGGAAGAGCCUAAUAAGAAGAGCUUGCUUAGAUCAGUAGACUUGGGAGGCUGUAGGGAAACUUUUAUGAGUUGAGGGGAUGGGGCUUUUGGGGUAUUGGCCUGAGAACUUGCCCACAUUUUCUUCAUUCAUAAUUUUGCUGUAUAGUAGUAACUUACCAUUAAAGAAAUGUCUAAGAUUUACUUGUGAGUGAAUGUAAUUGUUAAUAAAGUUCCGCAAUAAUCUCA